Molecule: messenger RNA, 2385 nt
Organism: Colletotrichum higginsianum IMI 349063
Lineage: Eukaryota; Fungi; Ascomycota; Sordariomycetes; Glomerellales; Glomerellaceae
Product: phytase
Exons: 3
Coding region: 1-2385 (794 amino acids)
Molecular function (GO): inositol hexakisphosphate 3-phosphatase activity
Source: RefSeq, a predicted model, not a curated record
AUGAUAUUAAAUGGGUUGCUCCUCCUCCCUCUCUUGUGGCGGGCAUUUCUCCUGCCCGUCUUGCCAUGUCGAGCUGCCUUCUUUCGACUUGACACAAACGCCAUGGGUAUCAAGCAUCUCGCCUGCGCUGCGGCCGUUGCCGCCUUCGCGGCGCACCCUUGGCUGGCAACCACCGCCGCCGCCGCCGCCGUCAACCUCGAGCUCAACAUCACCGCCCUGACCGGUGGCGAAAUCGAGUCGGACUGGACAAACGUCUUCUACUCCAGGGAGAAGUCGCCGCUGCUGCUCGGGAACGACGGCGGGGCCGCCACGGGGGGGUUCCGCGCGUGGGACCUGAGCAGCGACUCGCCGCUGUCCGAGGUCAAGGCCGUGAUCACCGGCCGCACCAAGCUCGUCACGACGGUCUACAACGUCACCGGCAAAGACCUCGCGGUCACGAUUGCGAUGCCCGACUCCGUCAUCCGCGUGUACGAGCUGCCGGCCUUCACGGAGAUCGAGGCCGCGCGGACGACCAAGCUCGGCGACUGGUCGGCCAUUUGCUCGUGGCGCAGCAAGAGCCUAAACGACUACGUCUUCCUCUUUGGCAAGACGCUGGUUGUGCAGUACCUCGUUCGGCAGGGGAAGAGCUCCGUCGAGCUGGUCGAAGUCCAAAGCAUUCCAACCCCAACCGAGUUCUCCGGUUGCGCCGUGGUCCAGUCGCAGGCCAAGAUGAUCGCCACCGCCGACGACGACAAGGACCUCUACAUCUUUGACCUCAAAGAGUCCACCACCGCCCCGGACGUCACCAAGCUCGGCGAGGCCUCGGAGGACGUGACCGGCGUCGCCGUCUACGCCUCCAACUCCACCGGCUUGGACUACCUGUUCGUGGCCCAGGAGAGCAGCGUCGCCGUCUACGAAUACCCCUUCGACCUGCUCGGCACCGUCAAGCUGACCGGCCUCGAGGACAUCGAGGUCCAGGGCCUCAGCCUCUACCAGGGGUCGACCGCCAAGUACCCGAGCGGCGCGCUCGGCUUCGCCGUCGAGGCGGACAACGACGUCGCCGGGUUCGGCCUGCUGUCCUUGGACGGCGCGCUCGGCGAGCUCGGCGUGUCGGUCAACACCGCCUACGACCCGCGGAGCCAGACCGGAUGCCGCGCCCGCUCUAACAUCUGCGACGCCUGCUCCGGCAACGGCUACUGCCAGGAGAACGCGCUCGGCUGUGCCUGCUUCGCCGGCUUCACGGGGGACAAGUGCGACGCGUUCCGAUGCACCGACGACUGCUCCGCGCAUGGCGAGUGCGUCGGGCCGGACCGGUGCGAGUGCGCGAGCGGAUGGGGCGGGCUUCACUGCUCGUUCCUCCUGGUCGAGCCCUCGUUCGAGACGGAGCAGAACGGCGGCGACGGCGACGACCCGGCCAUCUGGAUCUCGCCCGAGUCGGCCGACAGGUCCCGCAUCGUCACCACGACCAAGUCCACCGUCGGCGCCGGCCUCGGCGUCUUCGACCUCGCCGGCAAACUGCUCCAGACGAUCCCGGCCGCCGAGCCGAACAACGUCGACAUCAUCUACAACUUCCAGGCGGGCGACCGGAAGGUCGACCUCGCUUUCGCCGCCUGUCGCGGAGAUGAUACGCUGUGUCUCUUCGAGAUGACUUCGAACGGCACGCUCAAGGAGAUCCCCGGCGGCGUCCAGCCCGUCGUGCCCGACUACACCGUCUACGGCUCCUGCGUCUACAAGUCCCCCAAGACCGGCAAGCAGUACCUCUUCGUCAACGAGAAGUCGGCCCGCUACCUCCAGUACGAGCUGACGGCGACGCCCAACGGCACCCUCCAGACGGCGCUCGUCCGCGACUUCACCGGCGGCUCCGGCGGGCAGGUGGAGGGGUGCGUCACGGACGAGGAUAACGGCUGGAUCUUCCUCGGCGAGGAACCGUCGGCCCUGUGGCGGUACGGCGCCGAGCCGGACUCCAAGGAGGCCGGGCUGCGGAUCGCGCAGGUCGGCGACGGCCGGACGUACGCCGACGUCGAGGGCGUCACCCUGGUCUACGGCGCGAGGCCGGACCAGGGGUACGUGAUCGUCUCCAACCAGGGCGUCAGCGCCUACAACGUGUACAGGCGGGCCGAGCCCCACGACUACGUGACCACCUUCACCAUCACCGGGUCCGCCGACGGCCGCGUCGACGCCGUGUCCAACACGGACGGCAUCGCCGCCGUCGGCACCCAUCUCGGCCGGGACUUCCCGCACGGCCUCGUCGUCACGCACGACGACGCGAACCAGCUGCCCAACGGCAGCACGAGCGCCGAGGCGAGCUUCAAGCUGGUCAGCCUGGAGAAGAUUCUGGGCGCUGGGGCGCUCAAGUCGCUCAACCUGCUGGACGAUGUCGACGCGAAGUGGGAUCCGAGGAGUUGA